This is a messenger RNA of Biomphalaria glabrata, 1370 nucleotides long. RefSeq lists its product as uncharacterized. The transcript is spliced from 9 exons. The record is from RefSeq and is a predicted model, not a curated record. The coding region runs from base 198 to 1370 and encodes 390 amino acids. Lineage: Eukaryota; Metazoa; Mollusca; Gastropoda; Planorbidae.
AAUUUUCGCAUGUUUCUUAUAUAUUUGUUUCAGCUGUUAUUAUUUUUAGUGUCUCAACUUUUGAAAUUGUUAUUUUUUAAAUGUAUGCGUCCUACAUCAAUGCAUCAACUUAUUGCCUAGAUCCUGUAUAGAUUUUUUAAGUAUUUUUGCAUUAGAGAAACAUAAUUUCCAUGGUGAAGCAAAAUGAAUAAACAAAUAUGAAUAUUCUGGUAUUGGGCGUUUUCAUUGCAAAUAUUGGCUGCAAUACGUAUGCUCAAGAGAAUAAAGACAUAUUUUUGUCCAAAUCCUUCGUAAAUGAAGGUGAACCUCUUACAAUACUGUGUGCCCUUUCGCUUAUGAAUUUGUCUACACAAAAACAUCUUUUUAUUGACACGAUGUAUCUUAAAAAGUUCCAAACCAGUGGAGAGCCAAAAAUACUAGCUAUGUAUUAUAAAUAUGGUGUGGGAAAUUCAGCAAAAGUUAUUUAUGUUCCUGAAAGCAAGAAAUGGAAUUUUACCAUGAAAGGAAUAGACCAGGCUGUAAAUAACGAGGCGCAGAUCGUCGCAACAUUUUUUACUUCCAAUGAGGAUAGUGGCAUAUAUUUAUGCUCAAUAGACGCACUAAAUAUGAAUAGUUUUUACGAAAAUAAUUUUAAAAUUAAUGGAAGUCUCGUAGUAAGACGUACGAAAGAUCAUUUAGGUGCAUCAUCAUUCGGAAAACGCUUCCACCUUGCGUUUCCUGAGUUAUAUUCUGAAGUAAACUGUUCAAUGUAUACUAAAGAAUUUAAAUCUUUCAAGGUAACGCUAACAACUGCAUGGUACUCUAAAGAGGUGAAGCCUGUUAUCUACAUGCUAGAAAAUAGUCAUCCGACAAACGCUAUUCUUAUGCUACCAGUUUCAACACAAAAUGUCUACCAGCUCAGAUUCACGUACAUUUUGGAAGCAGAGUACGAAUUUCAAGUCAUGUGUUACUCCCUGAAUAGCCGCACGGUCCCACAUUCGGUCAUGAUGGCCGUUCCAGUGAAGGGAUUUGGCAGGGUCUUUAUCGUACCAUCGAUACCCUUUCAGCCUUCUGUUCAGGUUAUUUCCGGAGAAGAAGAUUUAUCCGUGACUGUUGAAAUAUCAUACACCACAAAAGAUGGCAAACAGGUGAAAAGUUUUCUAACUCAAAAAGAUUCCAAAGGAAUAAUAUAUUUGAUAAGAGGAUAUAAUUCGUUGAGUGUUGAGCUUUGCAAAUAUAAAGACAAGAACUCACCCGUGACAGGCGCUAUGUUAAAGGGAUCAACACAAUUCGGAGCUAUUAUUGGAUCGUGUAUGGUAGAACCCAGAUGGAAUACAACUGAUGAAUGUUCUCCAGCCUUUGAUAUAGGUACGCUAAGAAAGAGUUCUUAA